AAAAGAAAACUGACUUUGGUUCUCCAUCUACAAACUUUGCAAAGGCCGGCCUGACGGCGGGAAGCUGCCCAGAGAGAGAGAGAGAGAGAGAGAUGAAAUUCUGCGUCAAGGCAUGGAGCAAGGGCGGAGGCCGGGCGGGCGUAAUGCAGGUGGGAGGCUGUGCGAUUGAAACUCCAGCUCUCCUACUGACUACCCGCAAGGGCCUGCCCAACUUCAUCCCUCCCGACCUUCUCUCUUCUCUUCCUGACCCCGACUCUCGCCUCCUCCAAUUCAGUCCUCUUCACUUUUCAGAAGGUAUCUCGCUGAAAACGAUAUCCGAAUUGGGGGGGCUGCACCAAAUGCUUGGUUUGAAAGAACACGUGUUUGCUGCUGUCCCUCGGGAUUCCAUUAUAUCACUGCCGGAGUAUCAGAGCGCUAACAAGAUGGGAGCUUCUUUUGAGACUCCUUGUGGGCGCCUCCUGAUAAAACCAGCACAGUACAUGGAAAUGAUAUCUUCCAUGAAGCCCAACAUGUGGGCCACGCUGGCAGACGAAGUUCCAGCAUGGGUUUCUGAGAAGAGGAACAGAGCAUCGGUUGAUCGUACUGUCCGAUGGCUUGAUGAGUGCAUAACGUCAAAUGUUGUUACCAAUACAGGUGGAGCUGUAUUUGGAUCCAUUGUAGGAGGCUCUAAGAUUGAGGAGCGGAAACGCUGUGCACAGGAAGUUGCUAAGCGAAAUGUGUCAGGUUUCUGUAUUGGUGGCUUUGGCCUUGGAGAGAGUAUGGACGAACGCCCUGCUCUUCUCAACGCUAUUACUGAAAGUUUACCAGAGGAAAAGCCACGCCAAAUAUGUGGUCUUGGACUUCCAGAGGAAGUCUUGCAAGGUGUUGCUGCCGGCGUUGACCUAUUUGACUCCACAUAUAUUUACCAUCUCACACUAGGAGGCUUCGCACUUACAUUUCCUUUGGAUGAUAUUACAAAAUGUUGUUCUGGUGAUCAACUAUGUGAUGAUGGUACAGAUGGCACAAAGAUCAAUUUAAAAGCAACUGUUUACAGGAAAGACACAUCGCCAAUUAAAGAGGGAUGCAAGUGCUACACAUGUCAGAAUCACACAAAGGCGUACAUAAACCACUUGUUUAACGUACACGAGAUGUUGGCACAGAUUCUAUUAGAAAUUCAUAACACUCACCACUAUCUGGGAUUCUUCCAUGUGGUAAGAGAAACAAUAAAGAGAGGAACAUUUCAGGAAUUUCGCCAAAAUUUUGUAGAAAGUAGGCGUGACCAUAUAUUUGCUGUUGCUUUGGGUGCAUGAUUUUCACUGUUUGGAUGCUGCUAAUGCCUCCUUCCCUCCUGACAAAAGGAGGAUAAAAGGCAUAUGGAUUGACUGCUCAGUUGUUGUAAUGUUGCACCAAGACAGUCUGCUGCCAAAUGAAUGAUAAGUUGUAGUAGACAAGUCAUGAUUAGUUUGUCAGAGACUAGUAGUUGUAAUUUAUUCCAACCUGAUUUCAUUUUUGGAUUGUACUAAGAAUCAAUUCUCUUUAGCCAUUUAACUUUGUCAAAAUGACAAAAGAGGUUGUAUCUCCCGUGAUUAUGUCAAAAACAAGUCUUGCAACACUUACUUGGCAAGAAUUUUGAUAUGUUAUCUUAUUGCUUCAUAACUUUUA
Sesamum indicum (sesame) is the source of this 1641-nucleotide messenger RNA. RefSeq lists its product as uncharacterized. The record is from RefSeq and is a predicted model, not a curated record. NCBI's taxonomy places the organism in Eukaryota, Viridiplantae, Streptophyta, Magnoliopsida, Lamiales, Pedaliaceae.